AUGAUCCAGCCAAUUCAUAUUUAUGUUGUUUGUGAACGAUUGCUUUAUUUAUAUGAACUCAAUUUUAAUGUUCAGUACUUGGAGACGACAACAAAAGAGGAUUGGCUUGACACCCAAUUUGUAUCAUAUGGUACCCCUGAAGAGCCUCUGACAUCCAUGCCUUUUGGGCCCAAGUUCUUGGCUCAAAAACUUUAUCAGUUAUGCUCUCCUGAGGAUGUUGCAUUAGCAUCGUCAUUGAUAAGGCCAAGCUCUCUGUUUAUCGAAGAUCUAUCAAAGGUGAAGUAUUUCACGGACGAAGGGUUUGGAUCAGUGAAGAAAGUUUAUAUAAUCUGCACUGAGGAUAAAGUAUCACCAAAAGAAUUCCAGCAAUGGCAAAUUGACAACAAUGGAACCGUCAUCGAAGCAAAGGAGAUCAAAGGUACUGAUCAUAUGGCAAUGCUAUGUAUGCCCAAACAACUUUGUGACACUCUCUUGGAGAUUGCCCAUAAAUACAAUUGAUCCAUCUCAACAUCUUCUACUCUUUUGAAUAAUUAGUAGUUGUUGCUUUCAACUUGAGAAAACAUAUGAUUGUGCUGUUUUUUAUGUAUUGAAGAAUGUGUGAUGAGAUAAUUGAACUGUGUCAAUUC
This is a messenger RNA of Solanum tuberosum (potato), 626 nucleotides long. RefSeq names its product salicylic acid-binding protein 2-like. The coding region runs from base 1 to 498 and encodes 165 amino acids. The record is from RefSeq and is a predicted model, not a curated record. Lineage: Eukaryota; Viridiplantae; Streptophyta; Magnoliopsida; Solanales; Solanaceae. Gene Ontology annotation, molecular function: methyl jasmonate esterase activity; methyl salicylate esterase activity; methyl indole-3-acetate esterase activity. The transcript has 3 exons. Gene Ontology annotation, biological process: jasmonic acid metabolic process; salicylic acid metabolic process.